Molecule: messenger RNA, 4642 nt
Organism: Ochotona curzoniae (black-lipped pika)
Lineage: Eukaryota; Metazoa; Chordata; Mammalia; Lagomorpha; Ochotonidae
Gene: NET1
Product: neuroepithelial cell transforming 1
Exons: 10
Coding region: 179-1795 (538 amino acids)
Biological process (GO): intracellular signal transduction; positive regulation of Rho protein signal transduction
Molecular function (GO): guanyl-nucleotide exchange factor activity
Source: RefSeq, a predicted model, not a curated record
CGUGCCUGGUCCUGCUGCUAGCAGAAGUCAGCUCCUCUGCUGGAAGAGGCAUGGGCACAUGGCCGCCAAAGGUGGCUGAGUCCACAGAAGAAAAGCCCCUGCGCCUCCGCAGCGCUCCCUGACAGGGCUGACUUGGAUGUGGAUUAAUUUGAGAGAUUUGAAGGAGCACUGGUAAAGCAUGGUGGCGCAUGAUGAGAAUGGAGGUCUCCUACCCAUUAAAAGGACUAUACGAGUCCUAGACGUUAAUAACCAGUCCUUCAGAGAACAAGAGGAACCAAGCAAUAAAAGAGUUCGACCUCUAGCUCGAGUCACAUCCUUGGCAAAUUUAAUCUCUCCUGUAAGAAAUGGAGCAGUCAGACGCUUUGGUCAAACAAUACAGUCAUUUACACUUCGUGGUGACCACAGAUCCCCAGCCUCUGUCCAGAAGUCCUCUAGCAGGUCAACAGUCCCAACACCUACCAAAAGACGAAGCAGUGUGCUGUGGUCAGAGAUGUUCGACGGCAGUAUGAAGGAGUCUUUAACCACCAGAGAAAUUAAACGUCAGGAGGCAAUAUAUGAAAUGACUCGGGGAGAACAGGAUUUAAUCGAGGAUCUCAAGCUUGCAAGAAAGGCCUACCAUGACCCCAUGUUAAAGUUAUCCAUCAUGUCAGAAGAGGAACUCACACACAUAUUUGGUGAUUUGGACUCUUACAUACCUCUCCAUGAAGAUUUGUUGGCAAGAAUAGCAGAAGCAACCAAACCUGAUGGAACAGUCGAGCAAAUUGGUCACAUUCUUGUGAACUGGUUGCCAGGCUUGAAUGCCUACAAAGGAUAUUGUAGUAACCAGCUCGCUGCCAAAGCUCUUCUUGAUCAAAAGAAACAAGAUCCAAGAGUCCAAGACUUCCUUCAGCGAUGUCUUGAGUCUCCCUUCAGUCGAAAACUUGAUCUUUGGAGCUUCCUUGAUAUCCCUCGAAGUCGCCUAGUCAAAUACCCUUUACUGCUGAAAGAAAUUCUUAGGCACACUCCAAAAGACCAUCCUGAUGUUCAGCUUCUGGAGGAAGCUGUGCUGAUAAUACAAGGAGUUCUUUCUGAUAUCAACUUGAAGAAAGGAGAAUCUGAGUGUCAGUAUUACAUUGACAAGCUAGAGUAUCUAGAUGAAAAGCAGAAGGACCCUAGGAUUGAAGCUAGCAAAGUGUUGCUGUGCCAUGGGGAACUGAAGAAUAAAAAUGGACACAAACUUUACAUUUUUCUGUUUCAAGACAUUUUGGUUUUGACUCGGCCUGUUACACGAAAUGAACGCCACUCUUACCAGGUCUACCGGCAGCCAAUCCCAGUCCAGGAGCUAGUCCUGGAAGACCUGCAGGAUGGGGAUGUGCGCAUGGGAGGGUCCUUCCGAGGAGCUUUUGGCAACUCAGAUAAAGCUAAAAAUAUCUUUAGAGUUCGCUUCCAAGACCCCUCUCCAGGCCAGUCUCAUACUCUGCAAGCCAAUGACGUGUUUCAUAAGCAGCAGUGGUUCAAUUGUAUUCGAACAGCCAUUGCCCCUUUCCAGCAGGCCACCAGUCCACCAGAGCUUCAGGAUUUGCCAGAACUCCACGAAGAGUGUGAGGAGAACAAGCCUUCUGCUGGGAACCUCAGGGCUCAGAGAAGGGCAUCGACAGCCUCUAGUGUGAUUCAGGUAGAAGUUGAUGAAAACACUCCAGAGUGCAGUUCCAGUGUACAAACAGAAGAUACCAAGGCCCACCGAGCACAGUCUGGCUUCCACAGAGCAAGGGACAAAGCCCAGUUAGGUGGCAAGCGGAAAGAGACUUUGGUAUAAAGGAAGCUCUGUGUAUUAACUUGUGGAGAGACUGUUUAUUUAUAAAUGUGUACAGUUUAAUUUUUCUUGUAAUGUGAGCAUGGGAGCAUCAUAGAGUUACUUUGUUUCAGCUGUAACAUUUUCAUUGUUUUGGGUAUUUUCUUUUUUUGGUUUUUGUUUUUUUUUUUUUUUUUUUUUUAAUGGCAGCUAAAGAUACAUGAAUUACUGUCAAAUUACAGGGUUUUGUUUUUUUUUCCCCCAAAGAUAUUUUCUUGGGUUACUUAGAACAUACAAUCUUGAUAUUUUUUAAUCAAAUGAAAUACUUUUGAAAUGGAUUUUCUCCUAAUUCUGAACUUGUGACUUUCCAGACCUACCAGUUGUAAUAUUAACAAUAUUCUCAAAAACUUAGAAUUUUACAAGUACUGAAAUUCUGCCAAUGUUUAUUUGAUAAACUUUGUGUGCAGAAUAUGAAGUUUGAAUAUUGAUACCUAAAAUCCAUGUGGAAUAUAUGGUUAGAGGACUUUAAAAUUUAUAAUGAAACAGUUUCCUCAGAAAGCAAACUAUAAAACUUCAUAGACUUUUCAUUUCAUCAAACUGGAAUGCUUCAUAUUAGUUUGUUGCUCAUUGCACAUUCCUCAUUUUUUUCAUUCAUUUAACCUGCCAAUUAUUUAAUUUUUUUAUUGUAAAGUAGUUUUUAGUAUUUGCUUUUAUUUUUUUACUUUGAUGCCUUUUUAAAUUGGCAUGUCUUUAAAGUGUCUUUCUUCCUGAUUAAAAAUGUAUGUGUGUGUGUAUAUAUAUAUAUUUUUUUAAUCAUAUUAACUUUACCAAGUGAAACCAAGCCAUACUGUGUUUGAGCCGAUUAGAAGGUUAUAAUUUUUACAUUUUAUAGCAUAUCAGAGUGGUGAAGACACAUGAAAUGAGUCAGUAUGUUCUAGACUACUGAAAGAAAACCACCUCAUGGAUUUUGUUGAAAGUUUUAGUGUUGUCUGAAAAGCAAGAGAGAAGGCAGUCUGGUGUAAGUAAAAAAAUAAAAAGAGGGGAAAGAGAGUAGAUUUGUCUUAAAGUAAAAAUGUCUGGUUGUACCAGAAUAUGAAAGGAGAUAGAAAAGUUCAAUUUGAGAGAGUAUAGUAAGUUGUAGAAGGCUCGAGGGGAAGUGGACUUUAUUUGUCUUGGUUUAUAGUACCUGCAGAUAAUGAGUUUGAAAAGAAACAAUGAAAUGUCUUAAAAUUGGGCCACAUUAGAUCAGUUUUGGUGGAUGUAUUCAUAAUAUGGAGAAAAGAUUGGUGAAUCUGUUACUGCAAAAUGCUUCUGUUAAAAUGAAAUGAUAAUCAUUACAAGGAGGGGGUGGGAGGAUUUUUAUGCCCAAUGUCAUAUAAAUUUAUAAUGGUGAUCAAUUCAAGUCAUUGUUGACUAUUAUGUGAAAUAUGUUUGGCCAGUGGAAGUGCAGAAUUGGAAAAAAAUUGUAAAUAGAUCAAUCCAAAUGAUUUUUCUGUAUAAAUGAAUUAUACAAUUAAAGAAAGCACACACAUAAUCACCCUAAAGGUUUCUUGCCUGAUGGAUAUUUUGGGAGCAUCUACUAGAAUAUGUUGAUGUGGCAGGUCUCUGAAAAGUUAAAAGAAGUUUUAUAAUUUCAGCAUGCACUGAUGAGUAAGAGAAAGGUUUAGUUACAUCAAUAUGGUGAAUCUUAUGAGAUAAACGUGAACAUAGCAUACUCAUAUAAUGAUCGUAUGAACACAGAUGAACAUCUGGGCACUUACUGGCUGUGUAAUAAAACUAAGAGCAAAACAUCCCAAUUAAUUUAUAAAUUUGAUAUUUCCAUUUAGGUGUCUCAGAUCCUAAUAUUGGAAAUUCAAAUUCAAAAAUGUAGGCUAUACCAAUAAUUGAUCUGUAACACCAGACAGCAAGUUUUCUAAUCAUCUUGGAGGUACCACAUUGAAUAUCAUUCCUUUCAGAGUUACCUGGCUUCUGAAAUUAUGGAAGCCAGUGGCAGUCCAAGUAUAGGAGGAAUGAUGUUGUAUCUAAAACAUGUGUUUCUUUGGUUUCUUCCAAAUUAGAAAGACUCAGAAACUGAUAUGUGAAAUGAAUAGCCUUCAUCAACUGCAUUUAUGUUUGAGAGCAUUCAGUCUUACAGCCCAGGAGUUCUAAAAUUUGUUUCAAAGUCAGAGUCACAAGUGGUGUUUAAACGUGCCUAUAGCAUUUUGAUGAAUCCAGACCAGGGUUGAGGGAGAGUAGAAGGUUAACCAUUUAUGUUUGCAAAUGCACCCUCCUAGUAAUUCUUUGGAUCUGCAUUAGGUAAUCAAUUACCUAGUCAAUGUGCUUUAUGUACGUGACUUACAAUAAGCCUUACCAUCUUUCCUGGUUGCCUUCCAACUUGGAGCUGAAGAGAAAUCUUCCAGAGAAUAGGCUUAUGUAUUUUCAGCAAACUAUAAAUAAUGCCUAACUGGAAGUUCUUCUUAAACUCAGUGCUCCAUUUCAGGUUGUGUGCACAUAAAAUGGUAAAGGAGGAGACCAAGUCAUCUAAUUAGCCAGCAGUCAAUAAGGUGAUAACCUCAUCAAAUCACCAUGUAUUAAAACAAAUGUCACCUGACCCUCUACAAGUGUUCAGCUACUUUCAUGCUACUUUGUGUUUAAUACUUCUUUAAUGCAGAUGAAGCACACAAUGCUUGCUUAUUUUAUUUCAGAUUUAAUUGGCUAACUGUAAUGUUAACAGAUUUUAUAGGCAUCAGAAAAUGCAUCGUUAAGACCUCUGUGAAUCAUGAUGGCCGAGAUACAGAAAAAGUGGCCAUUGUUUUUCUUUAUCAUCCUCUAUGUCAACUCCUGCUUCUCCCUCAAGAUGAAACUAUUUAGUAAUAAACUUUGUCUUUGGGA